CCGCCCCUUGCACGCCGAGCGCGGAACGGUCAUGGACGGUACGGGUCAAUCCGGGCCUCGGGUCGGGAAAGCGAGGCGAGGGGCAGCGCUCGUCACGCGUGAGGAAACGCCUAUCCUCCGCCCUUCCGACCUGGACUUCACUGCACUGACUGGAGGGGAAGAGAACGUGGUCGGCCACCGACUGGCAACACGCCCGGCACGCCUCUUUCGGCGGACGGGCAGGCGAUACCGGAAGUGGGUGGGGUCACCUGAAACGCUUCCGGCGACUAGCGGUGUCUGAGCUGCAGGUGAGCGGCCGGUUCCCGUCCGCGUCCCGCCGACGGGCGACUGGACGCCCUCGCGGCCGUCCGGUGCAGCCUUGCGAGAGCUCAAACAUGAACUAUAUGCCCGGCACCGCCAGCCUCAUCGAGGACAUCGACAAAAAGCACUUGGUCCUACUUCGAGAUGGAAGAACACUUAUAGGUUUUUUAAGAAGCAUUGAUCAAUUUGCUAACUUAGUGCUCCAUCAGACUGUGGAGCGAAUUCAUGUGGGCAAAAAGUACGGUGAUAUUCCUCGAGGGAUUUUCGUGGUCAGAGGAGAGAAUGUGGUCCUACUAGGAGAAAUAGCACCAGUCAGGACCAGCAAGGACACCAGGAGUUCUCUGCCAUGCCUCUCUCAACGAAGUGGAGAUCAGCGAUGACAAAGACUCAAGACCGAGGAAGUGCUGCCAAGGUAGCUAUGCAAGCUCCCAGUCACUGUCUGCUGAGUCCUGUUUAUACUCCUCCCACGGGUCUUCCCUCAGUGAAACACUAAACAAGUCUGGAUCAGCUGACAUCACUCUGCCAAUGGCGAGAAACUGCCAGAACACCACCGCAAGUUUUUUAGUCAGUUUUUCCUAUGAAUUCAAGACAAAUGAUGACCAUUAAGGAAUGGCAAGACGUCCCAAUACCGUCCAUCGUCGUCCCCCAUCUGUUAGGUUAUAUUUACCUUCCUUCUUAACAUCAUGUGUCCUUUCACAUGUCUGCUUUAACAAAACAUCCUUUCAUCUGUGUCUGCUUCAGUGAAACACUCCUUCACAUGUCUGUCCCGGCAAAACACCAUUUGACAUAACUCACUCUCCAAAGAAACUAGAAGUUUCCACUUCAGAGGUUCAGUGCAUUGUCAUCAAGGCAGGAGCGUGGUAGCAUCUAAGCAGGCAUGGUGCAGGAAGAGCUGAGAGUUCUACGUCUUGUUCCAAAGGCGGACAGGAGAAGACCAGCUGGGAUGAGGGUCCUAAAGCCCAUGCUCACAGUGACACACCUCCAAAUAGUGCCACUCUCUGGGCCAGGCAUACUCAAUCCACUGCCGAGGCUAUGAUAUGCUACAUAGUGAGUUUGAGGCCAGCCUGAGCUCCAAUAUAAUCUGUGUUUCAAAAGAAAAAAAAAAAAAAAAAAAAACAAGAAUAACAUAGUCAUGUAGUGUUUAACCUCAAAUGCAGAAAGUUACAGAAUUUAAAUUACCUGUCCUGACAUAUAAAGGUACAGUUUAGGGGCUGCUGAGAUGGCUUAGUGGGUAAGAGCACACUGACUGUUCUUCCGAAGGUCCUGAGUUCAAAUCCCAGCAUGGUAAUGAGAUCUGACGCCCUCUUCUGGUGUGUCUGAAGACAACAACAGAAGACAACAACAGUGUACUUAUUUAUAAUAAUAAAUAAAUCUCUUUUUUUAAAAAAAAGGUACAGUUUAGAGCUGGAGUCUAUCACAGUAGUAAAGUCCUUAAUGCAACCGAAAACAACAGAUUUACAUGUUGAAAUAUGUUAAUUUAAAUAACUGGUUAGGAACUUGGAGCGAUGGCUCAGGAGUUAGGAGCACAUACUGUUCUCACUGAGGACCUGAGUUUGGUUCCCAUCUCACAACUGCCUAUAACUCAGUCUCCAGGGGAUCCCAGGGCACCUGUGUCAAAUGCAUAUACCACCCCCACAUGUACAUAAUUUAAAAAGUAAAAUUAAAUUGUACGUUACAAGUAGGUCUUCAUGGCAUGGAGUUAAUUGGCAGCAUUUGAGGAAAGUGUUGUAUGUGUUUUUAAAGGGGAAAAAACAGAAACAGGUUAGAAAAAGCCAUUCUGAGAUUUCAGAGUGGAGCUUAUGACCAGAGAGAAGGGACAUGAAUAUUUGUGCCAGAAAGACCAGAUAUUAAAUGAAAUGUUAAUCACAUUUGUUGAAAUACUGCUUGCUAUGUAUUUGUAUGCAUACAUAAUAGAAGUUGAUUAUAUGUAUACAUACAUGUGUGUUACAUAGAUAACUUUUUAUUCAUAUUUUCUUAAGUAUAUUUAAACCUUGAAUCCUAUUGGGUUUGCUAGGAAAAUCAAAAUACCCGUGAGACUGGCUGAAAUUAAUGGGCAGGAGGAGUUGGUUUGCUCAGUAGCAGUAUACUUGGGUGUCACGUCUGGAACCCUGAAUUUAAUCCUCAGCACCACAAAA
This is a messenger RNA of Mus musculus (house mouse), 2435 nucleotides long. RefSeq names its product LSM1 homolog, mRNA degradation associated (gene Lsm1). Gene Ontology annotation, molecular function: RNA binding. Lineage: Eukaryota; Metazoa; Chordata; Mammalia; Rodentia; Muridae. The transcript has 4 exons. Gene Ontology annotation, biological process: nuclear-transcribed mRNA catabolic process; histone mRNA catabolic process. The record is from RefSeq and is a predicted model, not a curated record. Gene Ontology annotation, cellular component: cytoplasm; P-body; nucleus. Bases 375 to 680 code for a protein of 101 amino acids.